Molecule: messenger RNA, 849 nt
Organism: Lodderomyces jiufengensis
Lineage: Eukaryota; Fungi; Ascomycota; Pichiomycetes; Serinales; Debaryomycetaceae
Exons: 1
Coding region: 1-849 (282 amino acids)
Source: RefSeq, a predicted model, not a curated record
AUGUCACUACCAAGAGAAACAAUACUAGAAGCACUAGAUGAUAAACAAAUAGAAUCAUCAAAUAUAAAUGAAGAAUUAUUAAUGAUGAUAAGAGAUGAAUUCAAAACACAAGUUGAUUUGAAAUUAUUAACAAAUUUUAGUAAAUUCAUAUUCAUAGUUAAAAAAUCAUAUCUCAUAGUACCUAUUUUAAAUUUAUAUACUGUUGAUUAUCCUAUAAUUAAUUCAAAUGAAGUUAUCGAAUUUGAAGAUUUUUUACAGUAUUAUAAAUAUACUGCGUUCAACUUAACUCAAUUAAUAUUAGAUGAUUCAACUUUCAAAUCACAAGCUAGUUUAUUCAACAAGAUCUAUUACAAAUUAAUAGGUGGAAACGAACCAACCAAAAACGAUGAUAGUCAACCAGGUACUUCAACUUCAAAUGAACCUACUACAACUACAACCACAAUUAAUGAAGAUUUAAUUAACAACCAAACAUAUCAAGCAUUAGCUAAAUCAGUUAAAGAUUUAAGUAAUAGAAAGCCAAAACCACAACAAGUCUCACAAGAUACAAAAAUUAAAAUUAAAUAUAAAAACCUUUACUUAAAAUUAACUAAAUUAUUUGAAAAUUCAGGACUAAAUAAUUUCCCAUUAGAAUUUUUACAAUCAUCUUUUAAUUUAUCUAAAGAUGUACCACAACUAAAAGAUGAAAUUAAUUUAAUAUUUGCUGGUCAAAAUAAAAUUAAUUUUGAAAUUACUGAUGAAAAUGUUUUAAUUUUAAGUCAUAAUGUUGAAUUAAGAAGUUUUGAUGAUUUAUUGAAAACUCAAUUGGAAAUUGCUAAAUUAAACCAAGCUUUGAAAGAUAUUUUAGUUUAG